Lutzomyia longipalpis is the source of this 4826-nucleotide messenger RNA. RefSeq lists its product as uncharacterized. Lineage: Eukaryota; Metazoa; Arthropoda; Insecta; Diptera; Psychodidae. The record is from RefSeq and is a predicted model, not a curated record. Gene Ontology annotation, cellular component: nucleus. The transcript is spliced from 5 exons. Gene Ontology annotation, molecular function: ATP binding; protein serine/threonine kinase activity. Gene Ontology annotation, biological process: intracellular signal transduction; protein phosphorylation; positive regulation of apoptotic process. The coding region runs from base 258 to 4382 and encodes 1374 amino acids.
CUCAAGGAAGCCUUCGAAGAGUUUGGAUGUAAAAAAAAUUAAGUGCGGAAGACUUUUUUUCCCCAAAAAUUAUUGUUCUGUGUAUAAUUAAUUAAUCGUGUAAUAAGGAAAGUCGUAAUAAAUAAAACAUUGUUAAUCGUGUAAAAAUGUCUAUAGACGAAAAAUUGUGACGAAUUUUAUUUUUCGGACAGUGAUAAAAAAAACUUUACAAACUUGCUGUGAAUUUGUGCUUUAUUUAGCAAAUAAUUGUGUGAAAAAUGAAUUUCAUCAAGAAGUUAGCAAAGGAUCUGCAAAUCUCAAAACGACGACACAGUGCUCCGGUUCUUGUAGACGAACCUCACAAAUACAAGGAGGAGCAAUAUAAGCAGGCUCUUCAAGCAUUUACAGGCUGGAGAGCGGAGAACGUCGGUGGAAGUUCUCAGAGUCAAAUGGAGAAGAUUAAUGAAGAGGAAGGACAUGAAUUGCUCAAAGGAUCAUCAUCGAGUGGGGAAAAAUCUUCACCAACCUAUGCGGACAUUGAGGAGAAUGAUGGGGAGGAUCACAGUCCUCCAGAGGGAUUCUUCCGUACGAAUUCUAUCCCUGAUCUUGCUAAAUCCCCACAGAAGAGCACCGCAAUUGGUCAGAGGAAGACAUCAAAGCGUUCGCACAAUAAGGGCCCAGCUCCGGCACCGCCAAUAUUUGCAUUCAAUAGAAAUGCCCAACUGACGAGAAAUAAGAAAACCUCCAAUAUUACCAAGAGUUGCUUCCAGCCAAUGAGUAGCGAAAUGGAGGGAGAAGAUACUGAUCGGAGUGGAUGCUACAAGAGAUAUCAUCUUGACUCCUUGACAGGGGAUGAGGGUAUUCAUAAUGAAGGAAUGAUUAUGUCACAAAAGAAUUAUCCUCCGCCUCAUCUUGUUGAUCUUCCGGACGAGGAGGAAGAAGCACCAGUCUUUAGUCCACGAAAUGAUGUCAAGAAACCACCCCGAAAGGCCCAAAGGGCUGAUAAGAUCAUCAAGAAAUCCCCGAAAAUUUCAUCAGUGAAAUCACCAAGAUCUGCAGAAUUCAAUGAAGUCAUCGACGAGGGAUUCCAGUUCCUCCAGGACAACUAUGGGAAUCUCAUUGAUACCACCGUUGAGGGAAGUCAAGCUGGUGUCAGGUCAAAUGUUCCCGUGACUGAUCUAGAUAAAUCCGAUCCUCCUAGCUUGAAUGAGGAAGAUGAUAUCCGCAGAGCUUUAUCGCUAUUCCUCGUGGAUGCCAUCGAUGCGUAUGACGAAAGAGCCAACAAGGAGAAGAUUUGGGGGCAACAAACGAUGGAUGCAUCAGUUUUCGAUCCCUUUUACACGCGCUUCCAGGAUUUCUAUCGCACGCAGAAUGUGAUUGUGUGCUGGCCAAAUGAGGUGACGUACCAGAAGGGUUCUCCCAGGAGCACAAUGAUCACCCCAUUGGACUUUGGAAGGGGGUCUUUCCGCAAUACGCGAGUUGCAGUGCGAAAGUACACGAUUGGGGAACAUCAGGAGUUUGAAUAUGCCGAAAUGGCGUCACGAAGGGACUUUGAGAUUCUCAACUAUUUACGCCACCCAGAUGUGGCUGUUUUAAUGGCAGUUAAACUCGAUCGUCAGCUCAAUCAGAUAAGCCUCAUUAUGGAGUCAUUUGAUUUCACAUUGAAUUACUACCUGUACAAGUACAAUCGCGACUUUCCCGUGGCCGAAACAAUCUUAAUUGUGCAGCAAUUGGCCUCAGCUGUGGAAUAUUUGCACGAAAGUGGUUACAUCCAUUCAAAUAUCUCAAGUCAUGCCGUUAUGAUGCGCCUUCAUCCGGUCUCUGUGAAGCUAUCUUGCUUUGAAUUGACAACGAGCGCAAACUACGAGAUAAAGAAGCAAAUGGACAAUCGCUAUGGCUGCAGGAUGUUUGGAAAGGCCCCAAAGAGAGUACCAAAGACUGAGCCCCCAGUUGAGAGGGAGAAAUAUAUCAAAUUGUCACGACAAAUUCUCAGUCCCAAAGUCACACCAAAGGUGUUGAAUCCGAAAAUUGAUAAUGUUAGUCUCAAAUUUCAACCGUACUUUCUGCACUUCAGGCAGACAUUUUCCCUCCACUACUACCAAGCACCUGAACUCGUAAAGACAAAUACCCUGUACGUUGUACCACGCAAAGAGAGUGACGUUUACUCCCUCACCGUCCUCCUGUGGGAGAUGCUGAACAAAUGCGUGCCAUACGUAUCGUAUGCGUAUGAAGAAUUGGAAGCUAUUCACACCUCUAGAAUGAGGGCAUCUGCCAAGGAGGCAAGGAAGAAGUCUUUCAUUGGCCUGGGGACAACUAUUGAUGAGGAGAGAUGCAAAUUCUUCGAUGAAAUCUUCCCGCUUGGCCUUAUGCCACGACCAGAAGAUCGCCAGCAGUUCCACUUGGCCCAUUUCAUCUCUCUCCUCGAGGAACUUCAGCAACUUGUGGAGGAACAGAAAGCACGCAACGAAUCUCGCAAUGAAACACCAGCGAAAACUCCCCAAAUACCUCCAGAAGAAAAUCCAAAUCUUACUACUCAGCAGGAAGUUAAAGAGAAGGUGAUUACAAAGACGCCGUUAAAGGCGACUGUUCGUGACAUCUUCGACGAAGUUUCUCUGGAAAGCUUUGAACAGAGUGAAAUUGGGGAUGAAAAUAAGGGUGCAUCCCCCGAGGUGGAGAGAGCAGAAAGUUGUGUUGAUGAACUUCUGCAUGGGGACUUUAAUGAGAAGGUUCAGAGGAAGAAUAGUCAGAGGACUAAUGGAGAAUUGAGCGAUGCCCUAUCAUUUGUAUCUCUGGGUAAAGUGAAAGGAGGAAGCUUGAAGGAUGGGAGUGAGAGGAAGAAACGUUCAUCAAUUAUUUCCCAGCUGUAUGAGGAGAAGCCCAAUGAUCCGUUCUUCAAUCUUUCCCAAUCAACAAUUUUUGCCAGUAAUGGGGAUUUCCACAACAAACUCCUCGAGACUGCCAAGACGGGUGAUCGUUUAGAGAGGACAAGCACGACGAAGAAGAAGAAAUCACGCGUAAUUGAGAGAGCAAUUAAUAUUUUCGGUGGUAAUGGGGAGCCCAUCAAGUCCCGAAGGAAUUUGAAUGCAAAACUCAAUGACACGGGAGAUUCUGGGAAAGUAGAUGAUUUGCCAAAAAUGGAGCAAUCUCAUAAAAUGGAAGAUUCCACGAAAGAUGAAAGUGCCCAAAAGAGCAUGGAACUGCAAAAGAAUACGUCCAUGUCAUUUGUGGAGAGAGCUAAAGCAAGGCUGGAGAAAUGCUUCCUCAAUGGGAGUAAGAAUUGUUCCUCCGAAGAAGAUCUCCUUGCUGCAACGGAGAGAUGUGAUAAGCCACAAGAGAGGAAAACUUCAACGAUCUCCUUGAAAUUGGAUAAUUAUUCGGAGAAUGGACAAAAAAUUGAAUCAUCAACCCCGGAAGCUGAAAAAUCCAAUGAUAACAGCCAGAAGGAGGAUUCCGGAAGGCUCUUCUCACCCAGCAAGUAUUCCUUCAGCGUGGGACAGUGUGGGCUACCAAAUGGCCCAAUUGCGAGAAAGAAUAAACUACGACGCUACGCUUGGUUGUCGGAGAAGAAGCCAGCUUUAUCUCCAAAUGGCAGCUCAUUCAACUUCCUAUCCGAUGAUUCUGGGGCAAAGGAUGCAAUUGCUCUUCCGCAAACAUUUAAAUUCUCAUCCAAAUCCGAUGAGGAAGGUGAGAAUGCAUUCAAGGCUGAACUUGUGGAGGAAGAGAAUGAAAGACGUGGCAGUACGUGCAAUAUUUCACUGAACAACUCCUUCCGGGAGGGGAAGAUGAACAUAAAUCUCAAAGUGAAGCACAACAAUCAGGAGAUCUUUAGCAAUUCCUUCACGAGUGAAGAUGACGUCGAUGCGGAUAUAAGUCAAAAGAUAAGCCAAAUUAAAUUGGAUAUGAUGAAGGAUCCAAAAAUGCGUGGGCAAAAUGGAUUGAAGCCCAAGAUUGAGAUAAAAAUGAUUGGACAUCGUGGUGGGGAAUCGUGUGAGAUUCAACGGGAAAUUCUUGAUUUAUCGGCCCAAAUUGUUGAUCAUUUUGACAAUCAGCAUCUCGAUGAGACACAGGAGAAAAGUUCGUUCGAGCGAGACUCCCGUCGGAUGAUGAUUGUACGUCCGGAGGAACUCCAUUCGGCACUUUGUAAGCAACGGGAGGCAGCACGUGAGGAGUCGCUGACACGCUUUGAGAAUUCCUUGUGGCGCCGUGAGAAGUCUCUGUGCGAGAAGACAUCGUACAAUGGGAGCCUGCCGUCCGAUGUGGAGGAUCAGGAGAAUUGUUCUGGGAUUGCGAAUAGCCCACGGCUGUCUAGUGGUGAGGGGUCGACUGACACUGAAGACAUUUACAUUGAUGAUGACCAAUUGUGGCCAACUGUUAGUGUCAACAUUAACCUUGAUCUUAUUUAAUGAAAUCACCCACCCCCAUCUCUAUACGUUGAGGGGCUCCUCUCUCUUGCUCAUCAUCCUGUACCCUUUUACAUACUUUUCUGUGCUAAUAAGUUUACUGAACUUAAAAUUUUUCUUUUUUUUUUCAUCUAACAUUGAGGUCUUUUUUUCUCAUUCUCUCAUUAUUGUGUGCCUUUUUGUGUAGUAAAUAGAUGCAAUAAUAAAAAAAAAACGAAGUACAAGAAUAGAUAUUAGAUCUCUGUAAAACGUUAUAAACGUCGCUCUUACGUCCUUGUUUUAGUUUUAAGAGAAAUUUGAUAUGAAAUUAACAAUGUUCUUUAAUUGUCGAAAUCCCUUGCACAAGAAGAUAAAUUCAAGGGGCAAUUAACUAGCUGAAGAAUAUGUAGAUUUUAAUAAUAUGGACUGUUUGGCGAAAAUAAAACUGAUUCUAUUCGAAAAAAUAAA